Messenger RNA from Amblyraja radiata (thorny skate), 2472 nucleotides. RefSeq names its product inhibin beta B chain. The transcript is spliced from 2 exons. The record is from RefSeq and is a predicted model, not a curated record. Gene Ontology annotation, molecular function: growth factor activity; cytokine activity. Bases 842 to 2017 code for a protein of 391 amino acids. Gene Ontology annotation, cellular component: extracellular region. NCBI's taxonomy places the organism in Eukaryota, Metazoa, Chordata, Chondrichthyes, Rajiformes, Rajidae.
GAUGUUUUCACAUGAAGUUUACGUCUACGGUGAGAAAUAGGGGUUAAUUUUGCCUAUCUCCGGACCGAGCCUGUUAAUAGGUGGAACUUGCCACGUGAUGCCACCGGCUAUAUAAAACUUUCAGGCAAGUACCACAAUGUCGUGAUUGUCGGCAGAACCGUCUCGGGGAGCGGAUCGCUAAUGCUGUUAAAUUGCGCGUUCAGGGAAUCAAAUCAGCGCCACUGCCAGAGCCCCGAGCACAUUCGGCAAAACCUGUGGACUAGCAGGACUGAAUAGCCUGGCGCACAUCAUCAUUGCUGGAUUGUUGCUUUAAGGUCAAGACAAGAGCUGUCCUGACGGAGCCCGGUUGAAUUUGUUCCUCUCUCUCUCUCUCUCUCUCGCCUGGAUUUCUCUUUUUCUCUCCAUACAUAUAUUAUUUAUUUUUGGGGGCCAAUAUUGCAAACUUGGUACUUUCAGAUCAAUCACUUUUUUGGGGGCUUUGAAACCGCGCAGACUAAUCUCCGAGCAACGUCGUACAGAAGUGCAAUAAAGAGUAGUGUGUUGAGAGGGUGGAUGCUAUUUUCUCUCUCUCUCUCUCUCUCUCUGUAUCCCAGCGGCUCUUUAGUUUCCUUAAACAAAAGUAAUCUAUCGCAAGGGAACGGAUGCGACCUGGAAACAACUCACAAUUAGAGAGCAGACCAGUUUCUGAUUAGAGAAUGCUUAUUGCGGCUCAUCCAGCGAUCCCUGGCAAUCUCUGCACUAACACUAGAUCACUUUUAAGCCAUAUUUGAUAGUGAUUCUGGAAGUGGAUCCGCGCUCUUGUCCAACCUCCGGCCAGCGGGGUUGUUGCCGGUUGGGGAAGAUGAGGCUUUUUUGUUUGAGCGGCGCCUGUCUGCUGGUGACCCUGGUGUCUGGUGGUUCCACCCCGGCCCCUGGUGCCGCCGGCACCUCGCCCCCCUUCACUCCCAGCUUCUGCACAACGUGCGGCAUCGGGCAGCGGGACGAGCCACAGAAGGCGGACACGGUCUUCUUGGAAGCCGUCAAGCGACACAUCUUAAACCGGCUGCAGAUGAAGGAGAGACCCAACAUCACUCACCCCGUCCCCAAGGCUGCGAUGGUCACGGCGCUGAGGAAGUUACACGCUGGGAAAAUCAAAGAGGACGGCAGGAUGGAAAUCCCGAACUUGGACGGCCAUGCAACGUCAGUCUCCAGGAGAGAACUGCAGGAACAAACUUCAGAGAUCAUCAGCUUUGCCGAAACAGAUGAGCUGGCGUCGUCUAAAUCACGCCUGUACUUUCUGAUCUCAAACGAGGGGAACCAAAAUCUCUUUGUCCAGCAGGCCAACUUGUGGCUCUACUUGAAAAUGCUCCCGUCCAAGGCUGCGAAGGGCACCAGGCGCAAAGUGAAGGUGAAGGUCUACUUCCAAGAAGCCGGGAGCUCGGGCAAAUGGGCGUCGGUGGAGAAGAGGGUGGACCUGAAGAGAAGCAGCUGGCACACGUUCCCCUUGACCGAGCCCAUCCAGGCUCACUUGCAGAGGGGCGAGAGGAGGCACGACCUGGAAGUUCACUGCGAGGGCUGCGAGAGUCUGGCUGUGAUUCCCACCUUGGUGGACAGCGCCGACGAGUCGCACCGACCUUUCCUGGUGGUGCAGGCGCGGACACUCGACUCCAAGCACCGGAUCCGCAAGCGGGGCUUGGAGUGCGACGGCAGGACCGACCUGUGCUGCAGACAGCAGUUUUACAUUGAUUUCCGACUCAUCGGCUGGAACGACUGGAUUAUCGCGCCCACGGGUUACUACGGCAACUACUGCGAGGGGAGCUGCCCCGCUUACAUGGCCGGGGCGCCCGGCUCCGCCUCGUCCUUCCACACGGCCGUCGUGAACCAGUACAGGAUGCGAGGCAUGAGCCCGGGCUCCAUGAACUCUUGCUGCAUCCCCACCAAACUCAGCACCAUGUCCAUGCUCUACUUCGACGACGAGUACAACAUCGUCAAGAGGGAUGUUCCCAACAUGAUCGUGGAAGAGUGUGGCUGUGCAUGAGGGACCAGGGCGCAAAUUUUGCAAGGAGACUUUGCAACUCUCUAUUUUCUUUACUGCACCCCCCUCCCCUUCCCCCCCCAUCCUCACUAAAGUGAGAUAUGUUGCUGCGCCGCUGAGACCAAGUUUAACUUUACCAGCUCGCUGACUUAAUCAAACCACCCAAAGUGUUGCCAUUGGGGGUGGGGGGAAUGGGGGGGGCAAGAUGUCGAUUUCACAGGUCCCCGUUUGACUUAUAACCAAGGCACAACCUGUUGGAGCAAGGGACAGAAUCCAAGAUACAGGUGAAAUGCUGUACAUGGUGUGCACGGGUCAGUCGCCACAGUAACCCGCAGAGUGAAAGUCACUCCUAUGUGUGUCGACCUGGAUAAAAGAACAAACGCUAACGGAGAGACUCCACACUUAAGUGGUUAAAGCGGAUCUUCCUUUACAGCAUUCUGCUUCGCUGUAAAACAAAA